Molecule: messenger RNA, 1293 nt
Organism: Symbiodinium necroappetens
Lineage: Eukaryota; Dinophyceae; Suessiales; Symbiodiniaceae
Source: the annotation of a GenBank genome assembly
AUGGUGCCUCCCAGCAGGCUGUGUGCCGGAAGCUUGCUCGACUGCCCGUGUGGGCACGCGGCGACCAUGUGUGCAGCCCUCAAUCGCUGCAUCUUCCAGGGUGCGGCAUGCUGCGCAAUUGAUGAGAAGACGUGUGUCGUCGCGGACUACGCUCCUGACGGGAACAUCACAGGCUCUCGAGAGAUCUGCUGGGCAUCGACCGCACCGUGUCCCUGUGGUGCAAACACAGAGCGCUGCCCCGGAGCAGACCUUUGCCUCCCUGCGUUGCAGAAGGCUGCCGUGUGCCCCUGCGAGCAUUGGCAGAAAGCCUGCGAGAUAACGGAGUACAGCACGGCAGGCAUACCAGAGAUGACCUGGAAGCUUUGCGUGGACAGGGAAGCGCCUUGUCCGUGCGGCCAGAAUUCGCUGCGCUGCCCAGACCCACUGGAUGCUAACGGCAGACUGUGCGUGGCAAACGUCAUCAGUGGCAGUGCAAAUUCAUGUCCGACGCCGUGCUCCCAAGAAGAGUUGGCUCGAGGCAGCCAGACCUGCGUGCAGAUUGACAUCCUCUCCGAGACGCUGCACAUCCGAAGAACAAGUUGCCUGCCGUUCGGCCGUUGCGACGCCGGCAUUGGCAUGAAGAGCUGUCCCUCUGGCGCCGCUCUACCUGUCUGGCAGCCCUGUCAGCUCGGCCGUGCUUCCAGAGGUAACACCAGUGUUGAGGCGCUGGAGGUUGCAACGGCGAUCAUACCGAUGGACCGGUUGCAGCCGGGUGCGAUGGAGUCUUUAGCCGCGGUGGGACUUGAACUCCGAUUCCUCCUCGAAAUCCCAAAAGAGAUGACAACGGCCACCAGUUUGAAUGUGUCAAGCAAGAUCCUUUCGUUUGCAGUCACCGGCCCGGCUCGAUCAGGACAGCUCGGCAGUGCUGAGAGGCGUUUGCUGGGCAGUGCUGAGAGCACCUGGGAGGAUCCCAGCGACCUCAUCUUGCGCUUGAGGGACAAGGCAACUCGCAGAAGCCCCUCGUUGUGGCAAGUUCUGGACCCCGUCGGUGUACCUCUCGCCUUUGCCAGCAUCAGCAUUGACACCCAACACGUCUCGAGGGUUGCCAUCAUUGAGAAGGAAGUGGACGACAAGGAGGCAGAUGUCGUUGUCGUUGUGGUCAUAGCCUCGCUGUGUUCGACCUUGCUUUGCAUGGUGCUGGGCUUUGGUCUGUUCAAGCGGUUCAUGAACAAGUGCGGAAGUCCGAACAAGAUGGGUGCGGGCAAAGCUGACUGCACUCAGGAUUUGCAGGACAUUUGCAGGGCUCGCGUGUAG